AUGAACAAGAGGUUGUUAUCACGUAAUGGACGGGAUAUUGAGAUGAGCACUGGGACACCGGAGUACUCCGAUCAGUGGUCUACUCCGGCCAUUGGGACAAGGGCAAACGUAGGGGCAGUGGCUAUGGAUAUAGGGCCGGUUAGCCGGUAUACAUUUGGGGAGAUCGUUGCAGCAACAAAUGGCUUGGCCGAUGAGAAUGUGAUAGGAAGGGGAGACUAUGGGGUGGUUUAUCAUGGAGUUCUAUUCGAUAACACCCGAGUUGCAGUGAAGAAGUUGCUAUAUAAAAGGAGUAGAACCAAAGAAUUCGAAAUCCAGGCAGAAGCAGUGUGGUUCAUUAGACACAAGAACUUGGUGAAGUUGCUGGGAUAUUGUACAGAAGGAGCAUACAGGAUUCUUGUGUAUGAAUAUAUUGACAAUGGCAAUCUUUACCAAUGGCUGCACCACUGCAUAAGCAAAAUUAGCCCGUUGACAUGGAAUAUCCGAUUGAAAAUUAUCAUAGGAAUUGCAAAAGGUUACACUGCACCAGAAUAUGCUCGAACUAAAGUUCUAGACGAGAAAAGUGAUAUUUACAGCUUCGGCGUACUUAUAAUGGAGAUUAUAUGUGGGAGAACUUGCAUAGAGUCAUCUGUGACUGAAAUAGAGGUUGCUGAAUAUUUGGUUGACUGGAUAAAAUUCAUGGUGUCAGAACAAAAAAUUGACCUUAUAACAGAUUCCAAGUUGUCUGAACUCCCUUCAAUGAAGGAACUCAAAAGAAUUCUUCUUAUAGCUCUUCGAUGUGUUGAUCCAGAAGUCGAUAAUAGGCCUAAAAUCGGAGAAAUAAUCCAUAUGCUCGAGCCUCGUGAUUUACUACUCAGUGAUGAACGUGUUAUUAAGAGGGAGAUUUCUCGUCGUAAUUCUUUGAAAGAAGAUCGGUUUGCUCAAGUUACUUAUAAUGAUUGA
Olea europaea var. sylvestris is the source of this 939-nucleotide messenger RNA. Its product is annotated as probable serine/threonine-protein kinase At1g01540. The transcript has 6 exons. Bases 1 to 939 code for a protein of 312 amino acids. The record is from RefSeq and is a predicted model, not a curated record. NCBI's taxonomy places the organism in Eukaryota, Viridiplantae, Streptophyta, Magnoliopsida, Lamiales, Oleaceae. Gene Ontology annotation, molecular function: protein kinase activity; ATP binding. Gene Ontology annotation, biological process: protein phosphorylation.